AUGGAUAAACCUCAAGAAGAGAUGCAAGAAGUUGGUUUCUUUGGUAUCUACAAAGAAUCUGUCAAAACCAUUCUUUCAUGGAAGAAACUCUUCACCCAGAUCACCUUAACUUUCAUCCUCCCUUUAUCCUUCAUCUUUCUUCUACAUAUUGUUAUUUCGGAUGUAAUUGAUUGGAGGAUUGAAAAUGACGAAGACCGGCUAGACUAUCGUGGCGGAAACGACCACCUCUAUCGUCGCCUAUCGUCUGAAUGGAUUGGAUAUUGGAUCUUCAGACUAGUCUACUUGAGCUUCCUCCUCCUUUUUUCUCUUCUGUCGACUGCCGCCAUUGUUUACACCAUCGCUGUCAAAUAUUCCGGGGAUGAGGUCACCUUCAAGAAAGUCCUGAAAAUCGUCCCGAAAGUGUGGAAGAGACUCGCUCUAACUUUCUUGUGGACAUACUUUGGUUUCUUCAUCUACAACGUGGUCGCGGGAGUUGUGGUCUACAUAUGGUCAACCACCACCACAGACAGCACCUUCUCCGUUGUCUUGUUUUACAUCUUAGUCGCGAUUUACUGUGUGGGUUUUAUAUAUAUAACUGCAGUUUGGCAACUGGCGAGUGUGGUUACUGUUUUGGAAAGCUCUUAUGGUCUGCAAGCGAUGAUGAAGGGCAGUGCUCUCAUCAAAGGAAAGAGGUGGCUCUCAUGGUUCGUAUUCUUCGGAUUGUAUUGCAUCUUUGUGGGCAUCUUGAUAGUGUUCUAUUUAUUCGUGUGGUAUGGAUUUAUGGGACUGAUCAUCGGAAUACUGUGCAUAUUUCUACUUAUGGAUCUGUUUCUUCUUGGUUAUGUGGUGCAAACGAUGCUGUAUCUUGUUUGUAAAUCGUAUCAUCGGGAACCGAUCGAUAAGCUGGGAUUGUCAAGUCAACUCGGAGGUUAUCUGGGCGAGUUUGAGCCUGCUUUCAAGGUAAACAAGGACAUUCAGCUAGGGCAACCUCAAGUUGAAGUUUGA
Messenger RNA from Cynara cardunculus var. scolymus (artichoke), 984 nucleotides. RefSeq lists its product as uncharacterized. The record is from RefSeq and is a predicted model, not a curated record. The coding region runs from base 1 to 984 and encodes 327 amino acids. NCBI's taxonomy places the organism in Eukaryota, Viridiplantae, Streptophyta, Magnoliopsida, Asterales, Asteraceae. The transcript has a single exon.